Molecule: messenger RNA, 3687 nt
Organism: Boleophthalmus pectinirostris (great blue-spotted mudskipper)
Lineage: Eukaryota; Metazoa; Chordata; Actinopteri; Gobiiformes; Gobiidae
Gene: raver2
Product: ribonucleoprotein, PTB-binding 2
Cellular component (GO): cytosol
Molecular function (GO): mRNA binding
Source: RefSeq, a predicted model, not a curated record
AGGUGAAACUGCGCACGAGCCAAACCAAAAGUGCCCGUUUAUGUGCGGGCUAUAGAUCUGUUUGCGUCUGUAUCAAGCCUCAGUCAAUAGCGCGCAGCCAGGGAACAACAGGGCAACACGAGCCGCUCAGGAGAUUGAUUGUUAAGCAACUGAUCCGGUUAAUUUCACCGAAAGUCUCAUUUAGUGCGCGCCGUGCGUACAGCCCGUUACAUUAGACAAACAACUAACACAGAAUAUUGUAACAGGCAAAUAAGUGGCGAGAUUAAACGGGCUUUGCAUUUUUCUCGUGCCUUGACAUGAAUUAUGAGUUUUAUCGCUGGUAGCUUACUCUUUGGCAGACUUGUUCAAAGCAGACACCUCCUACCUGCUCGCUCUGCCUCUCUCUCCUCUUCUCACACUUUCCCCUCAGAUACCAAGAUGGCGGCAGCCUCAUCUAUCCAGCCGCCGAGUGUUCACUCUGCUGUUGCCCGGGAGAGCGCACCACUUACCCCGGAGAUGGACAGUCCCGAGAGCCGGCGGCAAGAGGAUGAGGAGGCGGCGGUCCAGCCCUCGGAGCCCGGGGUGAGCCUCCGCGAACUGCCGGAGCUGGAGCCGGAGGAGAUCGAGAGGAGACUGGCCAAAACGCGCCAGGAGCUGAGCAACAGGAGGAAAAUCCUCAUUAAGAACCUGCCACCUGACACCACCAACCAGGAAGUCCAUGAAAUCCUGAAGGAGUACGAGCUGAAGUACUGCUUUGUGGACCGCAACAAAGGCACAGCCUUUGUGACUUUGCUGAACGGGGACCAGGCUCAGGAUGCCAUCCGCUCCCUCCACCACAGCACUGUUCGCGGGCGCUUGAUCAACGUGACCCUGCAGCCCACAGACUCUCUGCUCUGCGUCACCAACCUGCCCCAUACCUACACCGCCCAGCAGUUUGAGGAGCUGGUGCGCGCCUACGGAAACAUCGAGCGCUCCUUCCUGGUGUACAGCGAGCUGACGGGGCACUCCAAAGGAUAUGGGUUUGUGGAGUACAUGAAGAAGGACUCAGCCUCACGGGCCAGAUCCGAGCUACUGGGGAGACCGCUGGGUGACCGGUCUCUGAUGGUGCAGUGGAUGGAUGUGAACCAGCUGAGUCAGGAGGAGAGCCUUCACUCCAAAUGUGUGUGUGUGGACAGACUGCCCCUGGACCUCUGCGACUCCGAGGAGUUUACGCAGCUCUUCUCCGAGACAUACAAGCCCGUCUUCUGUCAGUUGGCUCAAGACGAGGGCAGCCCGGUGAGGGGCUUUGGGGUGGUGGAGUACGAGAGCGCGGAGCAGGCGGAGGCGGUGCUCACCGAGAUGGACAGGACCGUGGUCAUGGGGCAGGUGGUGCGCCUGUCACUCUGCUCCCCCGGGACCUCAGGCAGGAGCACACUGGCUGCUCUCAUCGCUGCACAGGGCAUGAUUCUGAGCAACAGAAAAGGACUUCUGCCAGAGCCGAACAUCGCCCAGCUGCUGACCAGUAUGACCAACCCGGCCGCCCUGCAGAUCCUCAUGAGGCCGUACAGCACUGGGAAAAGAGGAGGGAAGUUUGGUCACCACAGCAGCCUGCCGUUCCUCAGACCUCCCCUCACCACUGCACUGCUCACUCUGGGAAAAGCCCACCAGAGCGCUAUGAUCGGGAACGGACUGGUCCUUCAGAACCUGUUACACAUGCAGCUCGCCCAACAGCAGCUCCUUCACAUCAAAGACAAGCGCGUGACCUCUGUCUCCAGUCUUCUCGGGGACCCUUCCAAGCUGCUGAUGCACAAAGCCCUGUCUCUGAGGCCUCCGGGGCUGCUGUCUCUGGGGAAGGGGCUGCUGGGAGAUUCCCCUUCAGAACUGGGUCAAGAGGCUGCCCCAGUGUCCAGCCACAACAGCCCAGCGGGAGUCAUGCCUUACCUGCAGACCAGAGCCUCCACGGGGGAUCCAAACUGCACCAACCUCCCCCUCUCCACCACCCCCACUGUGUCCACCACCACAUCCUCCUCUUCCUCAUCGGGCUGCACCGAGCGACAGCCAGCGCCUCCCGGGACCAUGGUGAACAGUGGUCAGAGUUCUUUACUGGGAGAUCCACCCAAAGAGGUCCGACUGCCCUCUAAUCCUUACCUGAACCUGGCCAGCGUGAUGCCCAGUGUUGUCUUGCAAGGGUCUAUGGGGGCCAAGGCGCAGGGCGGGGCGGCAGGUGCAGCCGUGUACACCGGCCCCGUUGCUCCUGUCGCACCAGUCGCCUCUCAGACCUCCAGCUCCUUCUCCCACAGCGCGGCCACCACCAGCGCCCACCUACACACAGGCAUACACACAGGCAUACACACAUACACACAGGCAUACACACAGGAAGCCAUGCAGCAGUGGUACCAGCACUACCAGGCUGCGGCCCAGGCUCACACCUACAACACUGCCCCUCCGGACGCCACGGCGACAGACUACAAGGACCACACACAGGCUCCUCCGGUGUCUUCCUAUGCUGACUAUAAUUCCUACAUGCAGGCGGUGACUCAGUACUACUCCCAGCCUGCUACUGCCACACAGGCCUAUGCCACCAAGGAGGUGGACGUGUGCAAACCUCUGGGCGUGUCUCUCCACGCGGUGAGUAACGGCGCCGCCCCUCCCCCCGCCGUGCUCCCUGCCGCCGCGGUGCUGCCGGCGUACAGCACCCUGCCCCUGGUGCCCGGCUUCCUCGGACCCCCCCACCCCGCCGCGGCCCCACCCGCCCCCGUCGCCCACCACCCCACCGCCCCCGACUGGAGCUCCUACUACUACAACCAGGCCCGCGGGCACAAGCGGGAGUACCCCCAGCUGGCGGUGCCCGAGGUCGCCCCGUCAGAAGGCGCCUACAUCGGGCAGCACUCCCAAGGCCUGGGCGGUCAGUACGCCGACUACUUCAAGAGGAAGAGGCUCUAAUACGAACCAAACCACCGAGAAGCCUAACGCGUGUCACAGCUCCCCCUAGUGGCCUUUCUCUGGCUGUCAUGUUUGCAUCCCAACAAGUAGGUGUGUGCGGCGUGGAGAGGUUUGGGUUGCUCAUGGCUCACGUGAAACACAAAGCCAUAGUGCUCUUUAAUAUUGGCACUUAUGUAAAUUGUACGGUGGAUCUGUCCUGUUUAAGCCUUAAAUCUUGAACUCAAAUGUUGUCUUUCAGUCGCCGUUUGAGCUGUUUGAUUUUUGUAAUGUAAUGUAGUGUAAGAUAUGUUAGAACGCUGUAUAUCUGUCUGUACAUAAGAAGCUGUUCUGUCUCAAUGUCCCGUCCGUUUGGCUGCGUUCACACUGCAGAGGAAAUCGCAAAAUCAGAAACAAUACUGACAAAAUAGUGGAAAUAUCUGACUAUAAACCAAAAUUAAAAGUAUUUCAAAAUUUUAUUCUUGGUUUAACGCAGGGGUUUCGUAUUUUUAAAUCAUGACCAUGCAACCAACUCGAGAUUCUUAUUGCGAAAUUAAAUCAUAAUUUUCAUAAUUUCAGGUUGAUUUGUGUUUAUCUGUGUAGUAUGUUAUGUUAUAUGACCUAGUUGAACUCAAAUAUUCUGAUUUAAAUAGAAAAAUAUAUUAAAAUACACACUGAAAAUACUGUAGAAGGCCACAAAGCAUGUUAUGUAUAGUCAAGUAAAUACAUAUAUAAUUAUACUUCAAAAAAGUACUAUUUUCCAUUAUUCUACUUUUGACAUAUUUCCAAUAAAGUCUGAACUAUCCUGAA